AUGGCUUCCCUAGAACUGGACAGCCUUCCUUUCGGAUACUGUACGUACUCCGCCUCGACGGCCACUCUCUCACGGUACCUUCCGGCUGAACGCCUCGUCUCGCUCAACAACUCGGUGGCCCCAAUUUACGCCGACUGGUCGUUGAUCAUCUCAGCACCAGCAGAGAAGAAGAGGAACCAACCGACCGACACACCUCGAGCAACGAACCCCAAGAGGGCCCCACAAUGGACACUGGAGCGGCGGGAGUGGGUCUCGCCGCGUCGUCGUUGUCGGCGGAGGACCCGUCGUCUCGGAGGAUCUCCGCUCGACGCCGUCCAGGCGUGGAGCUUCGGCGUGUCGCACCGAUACCAGCACCUGCUCGACAAAACGACGCCGCACGUCCUCCACAGCUGGCUUGCAACCCUCGGCGUGGCCUUGGUCUACGUCCUCCGCGUCUACUUCGUCCAGGGAUUCUACAUCAUGUCAUACGGCUUGGGGAUCUACCUCCUCAACUUGCUCAUCGGCUUUCUCUCUCCUCAGGUCGACCCGGAGAUCCACGACCUUUCCGACGGCCCCAGCCUCCCGACCCGUGGAUCAGACGAGUUCCGCCCCUUCGUUCGACUCCUCCCCGAGUUUAAAUUCUGGUAA
This is a messenger RNA of Rosa chinensis, 627 nucleotides long. Its product is annotated as protein RER1A. Gene Ontology annotation, biological process: protein retention in ER lumen; retrograde vesicle-mediated transport, Golgi to endoplasmic reticulum. The transcript is spliced from 2 exons. Lineage: Eukaryota; Viridiplantae; Streptophyta; Magnoliopsida; Rosales; Rosaceae. The record is from RefSeq and is a predicted model, not a curated record. The coding region runs from base 1 to 627 and encodes 208 amino acids. Gene Ontology annotation, cellular component: Golgi membrane.